Molecule: messenger RNA, 606 nt
Organism: Vitis vinifera (wine grape)
Lineage: Eukaryota; Viridiplantae; Streptophyta; Magnoliopsida; Vitales; Vitaceae
Product: B3 domain-containing protein At1g05920
Exons: 1
Coding region: 1-606 (201 amino acids)
Molecular function (GO): DNA binding
Source: RefSeq, a predicted model, not a curated record
AUGAUCUCACUGUUUGGAGUGAAGAUGCAGCCGAAUCAAAACGAAGAGGUGAAGAUCAUCAGACUGUUUGGAGUGGAGAUGGCGCCCAAUAAAAAAGAAGGAAUGAAGAUGGAGCCUCCUAAAGAACAAGAAACCAAGCGACCUGAAAGGAGGAGGAGCGCAAUCAAGAAAACCCGAACCUCAUCACCGCCUUUACCUCCAGCCCCGUUACCUUCUCCACUGCUGCAGACGAUUCAUGACAUGGAGGGCAAGGAUCAGGUUUUUAUUACCAGAAAGAUACUAGAAUGGUCAGACACUGAUGCGGGUCAGAACAGAUUUUUCAUUCCAAAGAAUGAGGUGCUAUGGGAGGUCUUAUCUGAGGAGGAGAGGAGGCAGGUGGAAGGAGGCGGGGGCGUUGAAGUAAUGGUGGUGGAUCCGAAAGGUGGGAAGCACGAUAUGAGGUUGAAGAAGUGGGUUAGUUUAAACAUGAUAGUGCUGAAUUCUGGGUGGCGAAAGCUUGUGGAGGGCAACGACCUGAAGGCAGAGCUGGAUUGUGUAGAGCUGUGGAGUUUCAGGGCGGACUCGAAGCUGUGUUUUGCCUUGAAUGUCAAGAGACAAGUCCAGUAA